AUGCUUAGCCGCUGUUUUGUCGUGUACCGCAAGGCGGUAGCGCAAUUCAGUGCGAGAGACUUUCGCCCGCGUCAGAGUAUUGCCCUGACGCCAGAGAACGUAACUCUGAUGUUGAAAUCGAAACUACACCCGAAUGAUCGGCUGCUCCGCCAAUCAACCGUUGGUCCCGGUGCUUCCCGCUUUUUAAUAGUGGAUCGAAACCAAUGUGUGCGUGGAAUUUAUCGUCCUCUGCUCUGUUUACCAUAUCCAAUGGCCGGGUCCAGUGUGUUGGGAGUACCCGUAGAAUCAUAUCUGCAGGUGGUGGAGCAAAAACUGCUGUCAGAAGAGAAUACUACGCUUAUUUUUGUUUCGCAUGCAAAUGGGUUUAGCUUCACAGUGUAUGGAAUAGACGGGAGUCUUCGCCUUCCAUUGGUCCAUCUCAAGUUGCCCGGUGAACGGUCUGUGACGGCGGGUAAAAUGAGUGACCGUGACAUGCGACCUUUUGUGAAUACGACAAAUCUCAUGGAUGACCUUGCAGAGCUAGUUACUGACCACUAUGCAACUUCUAUACAUCCAUGCAGCUCAUUUUUUUACCUAUCGGGAUCAGAUUCCGUCUUGUCUUUUUCAGAAACCAAAGCGGCAUGGAGAGAGCGGGGAUAUGCCGAUAAACUGCCGCUUAGUUUUGAAGACAAGCGGUGGGUGAGUCUUCCAGAUUUAGCUGCUCAGCACCGAGGUGUUACUCCACUUUAUUGUACAGAUUUUGACGGCUACAAAGUCGUAGAUGAGAGGGGACUCACCACAAGGGUAAAAUUGGGGCGACUUGAACUGGAUUCGUGA
This is a messenger RNA of Trypanosoma brucei brucei TREU927, 816 nucleotides long. RefSeq lists its product as hypothetical. The record is from RefSeq and is a predicted model, not a curated record. The coding region runs from base 1 to 816 and encodes 271 amino acids. NCBI's taxonomy places the organism in Eukaryota, Euglenozoa, Kinetoplastea, Trypanosomatida, Trypanosomatidae. The transcript has a single exon.